Messenger RNA from Lineus longissimus, 2525 nucleotides. RefSeq lists its product as uncharacterized. The coding region runs from base 468 to 1364 and encodes 298 amino acids. The transcript is spliced from 3 exons. The record is from RefSeq and is a predicted model, not a curated record. Lineage: Eukaryota; Metazoa; Nemertea; Pilidiophora; Heteronemertea; Lineidae.
UGGUCUGACCAAUUUUUCUUCCCACAGCUGUUCAUUAUAUGAAUAUUCAUCGACCAGAUACGGUUCGAAGAGGAAUUGCUAAUCAUGAUGAUGUGAUUUCUUCAUAAGAUCGCCUCCUCCAUACCCAGUAAAUCGGUAUCCAUCAUUGCAGCGUCUCACUACAACGCCGCGCAUCCACACUAUUGGUUACCGCACAUCGGCUUGAAGCAGCUCCAGCAAUGACGGCAUCAUUCAACCCCUCGAUGCGCAAAACUGAUACGGACCAUUCAUGAGGUACGCUGGUGAUCAAGCCAUCCACCCUUGCGCUGGUAUAUUACUAACAGCAGCAGUCCCUGCCGACUGACGAUGAAGGAUGAAUGACACCAGGUCUUGAGGAGAGGACUUAUAAGUCGCUCGGAUACAUAUUCUGACGGAAAGCACCUUGGAUAUUUGUUGGAGAUAAGCUGCCGAUUUUGAAGACGAUCACCAUGAGGUACCAUCCAAAGCAUCGUCCGAUGGACUUGAAUAGUCUGCAGUUCCAUAUGAAGAAAGUGGGCAAUGACACGUUCUAUGCCACGCUGAUCCAGGACGGCCACUCUCAUGGGCGCAUUACCCACUACCCCAGGCCGGAUUACGACGACGUCGGGGCUCUCUAUUACGUCAUAGCAGUGGUGCUCAUUUACGGUCUUUCCAUAGUCAUGAUGAUAGCGUCCCAUAUAAAGAAAAACAAAAUGGACAGUCAUAUUUCCAUUUAUCUGAAAGAGAUCGCCUUUGUGAGAAAACAAACACGGCGGGAUCAGCUCAUGGUGAAAAUCGUACCACAAAACGGCCAGGACUCGAAUGUCUCUGAGAGCCGUGGACAUUCGCCGAUAGGUGGCCCUCCAUCACAAACUGACGACAAGAACGGCUCUAAUUCCAAGAAACAAACGAAUUUGCUUUUCCCUGAUAAUAUUUCACGGGUGUCGUGGGAGACGAUUGCGAAUGAUAGUGAAACUGGUCUUGACGCCGCGUCGGGACCGGAUUCUCCUUGGGGAAUCGCGCCUAAUAACCUUGGAGGGCCCCAGGCAAAUAAGUCCGACCAGCCAUUGCGCUUCAGCUUCCCCCAGACGCACGUCCGGUUCGAAGACGAGCAUAAACAUCUCCUCACUCCAAAGAAGAGUUACGGUGGCCGACCACUUUCACCACAACAAGUUCGUGUGGCUGCGACGUGCAAGACACACACUCCAAAACAAGCCCAAACACCACCUGCUAAGCAAAAGGGAGACUUGGUAAAAGAAAAAGAGACCAAAGAUUUCCUGAUACCUUUAUUACAGAAGUCUAAUGGCGGGGAUUCGAAAAGUAGUGCGGAGAAUAGCUCGGAAGAUUCCGAGUACGGAGUAGUGUAGUUCUUUUGGCUGCGUGUGAAGAACGUUGGUGUCUUCUUACUAAUCUGACUGCAGAAAGGAAAGCUCCAUCGGGCGCUCCAUACCAAGCGUCGAGUAUUGUAACCAGAGUGGACGAAUUGCACUGUUGCAGAAUCGUAAAAUGGUGAUGGUGGAUUUGUAGCUACAAAAAUAUUGGUUACUGAUAAAAAACAGGAAUUCUGGGGGGGGGGACAAGCUUGCCGAUUCUAAACUAAUGAUACAUGUAAGAAGAGUCGACGACUGGGUGUCUUAUGGUAACAAAGCCUUACGUUUUGGGCAACUGUUACAGAUUUAUCACCUGAUAUGUAGACUGUCAGAGCACUGUAAGAAAGUGUCGACGGAGGUAUCACGUGGAGCUCAUGUACUACAUCUGGUGUUGGUGCUAACGACUAAAUUACUUAACUUCGGGGCGAGGAUAGUGCGUAUAUGUAACCGGUACUGUUGUCAUGUGUGAAGAUAUUCUGACUAGUCGCCCCAAAAAUCCGAUCGAUGUUUACAUAUUACCUAGUCGACGUCCAAACAAAGAUGUUGUUUUUUCGCAACUGUCUAGCUAAGUGAUUGGAGAGUGGCAGAAACUCUGGUAAAAGGUAGCAUGCACUAGGGCCUUUCAAUGACGGAGACAGUUGCAAAUAGACAACAACUCUAUUAGGAUACCCCUAUACCACUUGUUCAUUCUCACCUAAUCUGGUUCCCUAAUAAGACAGCGCCUUCUCCACUACUCAUCUGCCUCGUGUUUGAAAGCCCUGUUGAUGACUACCAUCCAUUGAACCGGCCGCGUACCUUAGAAUCUUCUGGCAUGCCCGGCUGCUCUUCAGGCAUAUCCGAAUCCCAAUAACAUCUGCACGUUAUAAACCUCCAUUAAACUACCCCACCAAGUCUUGUUCCAGAUCUCAGAACUCCCGAUCGAGGACUAAACAACUGAGGUUAAAUUGGGUUGGGCCAAUAAAUACAUAUAUUUUCUAAACGCAUGGGAGCUGUCAACCCAACCUUACAUUGUCAUCCAAUAACAAAAUCGUCAUUGCUAUAUAUUUUUGUUCAACGUUAACUAUACUUAUUUAUUGAAUGCAUUCCGAAAUAAAAGUAUAUAUUGUCUGUAUAAUUUGGCUAUUUUUUCCUCUCAGAAAGCAUCCCUUGGAUCACAAA